Molecule: messenger RNA, 748 nt
Organism: Camelina sativa (false flax)
Lineage: Eukaryota; Viridiplantae; Streptophyta; Magnoliopsida; Brassicales; Brassicaceae
Source: RefSeq, a predicted model, not a curated record
ACUCGCAGUCGCAGCGAUGAAGAGUGAACACAUGAACCUGCUCCUUCCUUCAUUUGAAACGGACCAAGAGGAACACGAUGAACGCAAGACGACAGAAACCGGAGGCAUUGGUGGCGACGACGUCUGGAGGUUCAAAGGCAACAAAGCGGCCAAGGAAGCAGCUAGUGUUGGAAUGAAAGGUACCCUUGCUAGGCUAUUCGACUGCUGCAGCAAAGACGUCCAAAAGACCAUUUUGCCUCUGGGCCACGGCGAUCCUUCCGUCUACCCUUGCUUCCGCACUUCAGCUGAUGCCGAGGAGGCGGUGGUUGAAUCCUUACUGUCUGGCGCCGCCGACUCUUAUGCCCCGGGCGUCGGUAUUUUACCGGCCAGGAGGGCGGUUGCAAAUUAUCUGAACCGGGACCUUCCACAUAAGAUGAAAUCAGAUGAUAUAUUUAUAACGGUGGGGUGCUGCCAAGGGAUAGAGACAAUGUUUAAUGCCCUAGCCCGACCCAAGGCCAAUAUCUUGCUCCCGACUCUAAUCUAUCCCCUCUACAACAGUCACGCAGUCCAUAGCCUACUCGAGAUUCGUAAGUAUGGUCUCCUUCCAGAUUUAGACUGGGAGAUAGAUCUUCAAGGCGUCGAAGCCUUAGCAGACGAAAACACCAUUGCUAUGGUGAUAAUUAAUCCUCACAACCCAUGUGGAAAUGUCUAUACAUAUGAACAUCUAAAGAAGGUACGUGAAAGGUGGCUGAGGUGUCUAAAAAGCUAG